This is a messenger RNA of Notolabrus celidotus (New Zealand spotty), 6846 nucleotides long. Its product is annotated as FERM domain-containing protein 5. Gene Ontology annotation, cellular component: cytoskeleton. The coding region runs from base 285 to 2006 and encodes 573 amino acids. The record is from RefSeq and is a predicted model, not a curated record. The transcript is spliced from 14 exons. Lineage: Eukaryota; Metazoa; Chordata; Actinopteri; Labriformes; Labridae.
UGGUGAGAGAUAAUCCUCGGCUCUACCACAGACACACAACACGGCUGAAGCUGCUGCUGCUGGAUCUGGAUGCGGGCAUCCCUGGAUUCUGCUCCUCUUAGCACGGGCCCCAUUACUGGAACAACUUAAAGGGACAACAAUGUUGCACGCCUCGGCGGCUCAAUCCGUGGCUGCUGGUCGUUUAGGGGACCGGGGAUCGUGGUCAAUGUGACAUUCACUUGCACGCUGGUGAUGAGUUUAUUGUUCUGGUCCUAGACGCAGCAGAGCAGCGUUUCUCAGAGAAGAUGUUGAGCAGAUUUAAGAGUGGCAGCAUCAGGAAUCUUGAGCGGGAAUACAGCUGUACCGUCAGACUGCUGGAUGAUACGGAAUAUACGUGCACCAUUCAGAGGGAUGCAAAGGGACAGUAUCUGUUUGACCUCAUCUGCCACCACCUCAACUUGCUGGAGAAAGACUAUUUUGGUAUCAGAUAUGUUGAUCCUGACAAGCAGCGGCACUGGUUGGAAUUCACAAAAUCCAUAGCAAAGCAAAUGAAAUCUCAGCCUCCAUUCACCAUGUGUCUGAGAGUCAAGUUCUACCCUCCCGAGCCUGCUAUUCUCAAGGAGGAAAUCACAAGAUAUCUUGUCUUCCUGCAAAUCAAGAGAGACCUCUACCAUGGUCGGCUACUGUGCAAAACCUCAGAUGCAGCCAUGCUGGCAGCCCACAUCCUUCAAGCGGAGAUUGGGAACUAUGACCCUGGGAAGCAUCCUGAAGGUUACAGCUCUAAAUUCCAGUUCUUCCCCAAACAUUCGGAGAAGCUGGAGCGCAGGAUUGCAGAUUUACACAAGACAGAGCUGAUUGGACAGACACCUGAAACAUCGGAGCGAAAUUUCCUACAGAAAGCCCAGAUGCUGGAAACAUAUGGUGUUGAUCCGCAUCCAUGCAAGGAUGUGUCUGGGAACCCAGCUUUCCUCGCCUUCACACCAUUUGGUUUUGUGGUGCUUCAGGGAAACAAGAGAGUUCAUUUUCUCAAAUGGAAUGACGUGACCAAACUGAAGUUUGAAGCCAAGACUUUCCACGUAUAUGCAAAUCAGAGAGAGGACAUGAAGAUCAUCUUGACGUACUUUGCACCCACACCCGAGGCAUGCAAGCAUCUUUGGAAGUGUGGAGUGGAGAACCAAGCCUUCUAUAAGCUUGAGAAGUCAAGUCAGGUUCGCACCGUGUCCAGCAGCAACCUGUUCUUCAAGGGCAGCCGUUUCCGUUACAGUGGACGAGUGGCAAAAGAGGUGAUGGAGCAGAGUGCCAAAAUCAAACGCGAACCACCAGAAAUACACAGGGCUGGCCUUGUGCCUAGCAGAAGUUGUCCAUCCAUCACACACGGGCCUCGCCUCAGCAGCGUACCACGCACGCGUCGACGAGCAGUGCACAUAUCAAUUAUGGAAGGUCUGGAGUCAUUGCGUGACAGUGCCCACUCUACACCAGUGCGUUCAGUGUCCCAUGGGGAGUCUUUCAUGCCUCGCUCCCGGAGCCAGGCCACAGAUGGCAGCGAAGGCACCGCCGUGAUCUCAGAUGAGGCCUACAGCCCCUCCGACAGUGUCCUGCCCACCCCGGUGGCUGAGCACAGCAUGGAGCUGGCUGUGUCACGUCAAGUCAACGGGGCGCCCUGCAGCAUUGAGGAGGAGAAGGAGUCGGAGGCAGGAACCCCCGGACAUGGGGAAGGGGGUGAUUUUUAUGUGGACGGUAGAUCUGCACAGGAUGGUGCAGGAGGGGACUCAUCCCUCAGCGAGGUGGAACAGGUGAAUAAAUUUGUCUUAAGUGUCCUCCGUUUGCUCCUUGUGACCAUUGGACUCCUCUUUGUCUUGCUCCUUCUCCUCAUCAUCCUCACCGAGUCAGACCUUGACAUUGCAUUUUUACGUGAUAUCCGCCAGACCCCCGAGUUUGAGCAGUUCCAUUACGAAUACUUUUGUCCCCUCAGGCGGUGGUUUGCCUGCAAGCUCCGCUGGGUGGGCGGGUUGCUCAUUAACAAGUGAGAGUGAGGUCGUAGAGUUCGUAAGCCCGUUCGGGGGUCUGGGAAGACGGUUAGGACUUCGGAGUGAUGAAGGGCGGCUUCGUCCCACCCAUGAACCCUGCUUCUCCUAUCAUCCUCCUGCUGACAUACGGCUUGGACCACUCCUGGUAACACCGGGCCAAGAUCUCUCUCCCUCCUUCACUUUGAGUUAACCCCUCACCCACCCAACAAAUCCACCUCCUCCUCGUUUGGCUUAUUUUUUCGUUUUUUCUUUCUUUUUUUUUUUACAAACCCACAAGACGUUUUUUUUUUUUGCAUUUUUUUUUUAUUUUAAGUCAGUUCAGGUAUUUUAUUUUUUCAAAUAACGCAAAGUAACGGGAAAAAAAAAAAAAAAUGAAGAACUGAAGAAUUUUAAACAGUUCCCUUUAUAGGAACUAAACUUUUUGUUGCAACAGAUGACGGUUGCCUUUGUUGAUUAUUUAUUUCAUUUAAACAGGUAUGUGCAUAGGAAAAGGAGAAGAAGAAAAGACAGAAAGUAAUAAAGGAAGUUGACUUAUUUAAUUUAAGAUGAAAGUGAGUUAUGUGAGAAUUGAAAGGCCCACUGCUGUAUGUUUAUGCGAGGCAAAAUAGAGUGUUAUUGUAUAUGAUUAACCCCCAUACAAAUUGAAACAGCAGAUCGCGUCAUGAGGAAAAACAGAACGGUCUGAAGGGAAUAACACAUUUUGAAGAUCAAAUUUGCCUUGGCUGACAUCUUAAAAGGGUUUAAGAAAAAGAAACAGUGAUAUGUGACCUAUAGUGUCUGAGGGUAUUUAUGACAAGCAAUGAAACACUGGCACCAAUAGAAGAUAGUGUAGAAGGAUGUGCAAUGCUCUUAUAGUUUUAUGAUUAUCCAGUUUAAUGAAGUACCUUUGAAUGUGCUAAUUUGUUCAGUUGCUCUUUUAUUUCUCCAACUUAUUUGAUUUGCACCCUUUCAUCAAGUAUAUAUUCACUGAAUUUCAAUCAUUUCUUUGUAAGAGGAGUUAAUAAUUUGCUUUGGUUCAACCUUGCUCUUGGUUUCAUGUAUCAUGCUGUAUAAUUAUUAUUAGAAGAAGAAUGAUGAUGUACUUUUUGUACAAAUUAGUUUGUUUCCUAAUAUAUAUUAUCAGGUUUUUCAUGUAUAUUUUAACAGAACUGAAACAUUAUUUUGUUAUUGAAGAUCAAAUUAUACCUUUUUUAGCGCUGUGUUUCAAGUGAGGUCAGAAGCAUUUAUGGAAAUGUGGAAAGGGGGGGACUGAAAAACAGGGUUUUUAUCCAGAUCCACUGAACUCUGACCGCAUCUCAUUACUCCACCAGCAGCGAAUUAGUCACCAGUGUUUGCGCAAACAUGGAGAUUUUCAUCAACCAUCACAGAUACCAAAUAAUCCAAAAACACAUCGUCAUCAUUCAGAAGUUAACCAUAUCUUAUUUACUUGAAGAGAUUGGAGAGGUGACUAUGAGCCUGACCAUUACUGGCACUAUAUCUAAAACAAACGUUUGUUUCUUAAUGCAUGGAGUGUCUUUACAGCAAAAUGUAUUUAGAAUAUUUUCAAUCAUAAUACAGUGACAACAAAAGAGUGUACAAAUAAUUGGCAGCUCAGAACAGUUGGUUAACUUUUAACCAAAAAAGUUAAUUUCUGGUUCUACAAUGUCGAUAGGAUUUUUUUCCACUGGGAAUAUUCUGCAGAUUUUGUAAUUAUUGAGCCAGUCUUGGUCUUUAGAUUUUGUUGGUCAGGCUCUACACUCUUCUGCCUCAAGGCUCCAGGGAGCAAUAAUUGUCAUGGCUGCUGGAUUCUGGGUAAAAUCUGUUUUUUUGUGUUGCAAGUCUUCCUCCUGUACUAAGUGCAGGCGUAAGUGUUAGUGUGUCUGUAUGUAGAAAUGGAAACAUGAUUCAAGGUGCGAGUUGUUGAGGUUCAGACAGAAGGGAGUCAAUUUCGUUAAUGUUUGCAAAAGGCAAGAACUUAAAGGACGAAAGAGAAAAAGGAAGAGAGGACUGAAGGUCUAUUUUAACCGUCUGCUUCUUUUAAAUUGGAAUCCGGUAAACAAAAUGGGAAUAGAGGGCACUCAUCAUGGCUCUACAGGGUUGCGUUUUUUGGCCUGCUCAUUUAAAUGCCACACUCUUAAGACCAGCACCUGCAGCUGUUCCACUGAAAGCCCAAUGGUGCUACCAUCUUGUUUGCUCCAGUGCAAUCCGUGUGUGUCGCUCUUUGGCUAAAUUGUAGUCCUGACCACCGAGUAGCAUGCACUUUUGCGUUGUGGCUGGAUCCACUCCUGUAGCUCAUUAUCCCUAACAAACUGCUGUUAUCUGCGGUGGAGGAAAGCAGCACAAGGCUCGAGGGAAUAUCUUAUCAUUAGAGCUAUGAUGGCAAGAAACCUGUCAUACAUGUGGUGUAGGAGCUUAUUUAUAAUAAGUUAAUUUUUUUUAAAACUCUGAUACAUCUCAUAAGGAGCAGAUGUAAAGAUGAAGCACAUUUCUUAACAGGGGCUGGAGCAGAGCGGGUGGGCAGACGUUUUUCUGUACAUUCAUACUUUAUAUUUAUAACUUAUUUACUGAUACAUUCAGGCUUAGUUUUGGCAGGAAGUUCUUUUAAAGGUCUGCAAAGGUGUUUCUCAUACAACAUCUAUCAGCGUUAUGUAGCUUCAGUGGUCUCUCUGAACAUGCAACAAUAAGAAAUACAAGAAAAAAGGCAGCACUAUUCAAGGAGCAAUAAUCAGUUGUUAGUCAAAUGAUGUGAUUUACAAACUUGUGUAUGGAAAUCCAACAAUCAAGUCAAACGUCCUUAAAUGUCUCUUUAAAAACCACUUACUAAAUUGCUGUUGUGCUGACUCUAAUGAUGGUGUGACCACUGAGACACUUACUUACGAUUGCAUUCAUAUUUUAUAAGAAAUAUUGGUUAUUCUUAGAGACCUCUUGUGUGGAUGUUUGUUCUGCUGUUUUCUUUGCUGUUUCAUUGUUUAAGAGACAGAUUAUUCCCUGUGCCUGGAUCCUAAACCUGCAGUCUACCAAAGUGGAAAAGAUAAAGGAAUGGAUACAAAAGACACAUCUCCGACAACUUUUACAACGGACUGCAUCAUCCUUUUAUCUCCCAGGUCAAGAGGGGGGAAACUUGUUGGGAACUGUUACUGUACACUUGGCAUCCCGACAUUUCUGACUUAAUUUGUCUUUGCAGGCAUGUUUCCUGUGACAAAGCUGACUUUAAUUUUACAUUUUAGUUGCUGUGACAUGGUCACAUCAUUUACAGUUCUUUUACCUCAUGGGAGAUGGCUUCAGUUAUGGCCAGAUGUGUGAGUUUUAACUGUCAACCAUGGAUUAAAAAAUCAGAAAAAGCCAUGCCAUGCCUGAAAAACAGCAGGAAAGGUGAAGCCAUGCAGGUACAAAGUAGUUCACUGGGAUGUGAAGCUUGUGUUUUAACCUAACACAGGAUUUCCACCAGAUCCGUGUCCGGUCCGUCUCCGAUCCACUGCGGUCCGGCUCCAUGCACUUUCGUCCGUCAACACCCACCGGUUGCAUUUUUGGAACGCAGCACUGAGCAGGAUCGCUGGACAGCUGGAUUCAUGUGACCGAGGUUUUCCAGUGGCAAUCACUGAAUCAAGGAUUCUCCUCCUCCUCUCCUCAUCCAUGUUGUCUUUCUGGUCCUCUGAAAACCUCUGACCUGUUGACUUCAGGUCUGCCUCUGCUCAAAAUGACUUUUUGUUUUCAUUGUUAAGUUAUAAACAAUCUGGUGAUAACACAGAGUGUUUUAUUCUGAAAAUUAACCAGGUUUUUAUUUUGUUUUGGUGCCUCACUCCCUGCCCCGCUCCAUUUGCUGAGUGCUGAAUUGAUGCGUCAUGCUCCGGCAUCCGGCAAAGAUAGAAGUCUUGCGUAUCUGAUCCGUUGCGUUCCGAUCUGACGGAUCAGAGACGCAGCCAGAGCGCAACGGAGCGGAUCCAGUGGAAGUUAACACAUUGACUAGAAUAGAAACCUAGCAGAUCCGGUGCCGUGAUGUAUUGGAGACCUACUGGACACGGAUCUAGUGGAAUUUGGCCUUAAGUUUACACAAGGGGUGGGCUCAAUAACAGCAACACCCACAUUGUACAAUGCAAUUCUAAUAGGACUCUAAGCAAAUAUUUCUACAUUUGGAAACUUGUGAAUUUUUGAACAAGGUUGAAGAAAAAGAUGUUUUAAGGUAAUUUUGAGGUGGAAUUUUAAUGUGGACAGAACCUGACUAUGAAGUGUUCUUGUUAAUGUUUUCUCCCUGUGUUUUUUUUUUUUUAAUUUUCAGCAAUCAAAGCUAUGGAUGACAUAAUGAGGGCUUAAAUUUCACAUUAUUUGCUGCCAUUAAAAUGUGAUUUAAACAGUUUUUAUUUUUUUAUGGUUAAAAGAAUAAUUACCAACUGACCAAAAUGUAUUAUUUAUGCAAAAUUGGCUAUUCAAAUGUAUAUGGAUAUUGAAUAUGGAACUAAGAGGUUGAUGUAAAGUUGAGUCAUUUCUGGAGACAUCUUUAUCAUUUUUUUUUUGCCCCUUUUCUCCCAAUAGACAGACUCUCACAUGACCAUGCAUACACAUCAGUAAGUGUAUAAGCAUAUCCACGUCUGGUGGUGUGUUACAUAGUCUUCAUUGUUCUACCCUGGGACUGAAGAUUGCUGUUUGAUUAUGUUAUAUAUACAAGUAUUUGAAUAUAUAUAUAUAAAUCCAUGUGCCAAAUCCAGUUCUUGUUCAGUCUGAUCCAUUCCGAACCCAUGUUUGUACUGUAGGAAACCUUCUGUACAAGUCAGUAUAAAAUAUUGUUUCUCUCCAGUAGACCCUUGUAACUGGUGCCAUUAAAAAUACUAUUCAAACUUGAAAUAAACAUUGAAUAGAAAUGUGA